Manis javanica (Malayan pangolin) is the source of this 6354-nucleotide messenger RNA. RefSeq names its product endoplasmic reticulum metallopeptidase 1 (gene ERMP1). NCBI's taxonomy places the organism in Eukaryota, Metazoa, Chordata, Mammalia, Pholidota, Manidae. Gene Ontology annotation, molecular function: metalloexopeptidase activity. The record is from RefSeq and is a predicted model, not a curated record. Gene Ontology annotation, biological process: proteolysis.
GUCCGCGCACUAGGCGGCGCUGCGGCGGCCGCAGCUUCUCCCCGCGUUGCCGCGGGCUGGAGCUGUUGGGCUGGCUGCUGGGGCUCGUGGCCAUGGAGUGGGGCUCGGAGUCCGCGGCCGUGAGGCGGCACCGCGUCGGAGGGGAGCGCCGGGAUGGCCCAUCGGCGGGGGCGCCGCCGGGGAGGCAGGCCCCGGAGCAGGAGCCCUUGGUGGACGCGUGCGGCGGCGGCGCGGGGACGCGGAAGCGGAGCGCGGCGGGGAGCCGCGCCGCCAGGACCGGAUUGUCCGAGGCGCGCGCCGCGCUGGGACUAGCGUUCUACCUGCUCGCGCUGCGGGCGCUCGUGCAGCUCUCGCUGCAGCAGCUUGUGCUGCGCGGCGCCGCCGAGGACCACGCGGAGUUCGACGCGCGUCAGGCCAGAGAUUAUCUUGAACAUAUAACAUCCAUUGGUCCCAGGACUACCGGAAGUCCAGAAAAUGAAAUUCUGACGGUGCAUUACCUUUUGGAACAGAUUAAACUGAUUGAAGUUCAAAGCAACAGCCUUCACAAGAUUUCAGUAAAUGUACAGCGGCCCACAGGCUCCUUUAGCAUUGACUUCUUGGGAGGCUUUACGAGCUACUAUGACAACAUCACCAAUGUCGUGGUGAAGCUGGAACCCAGAGGAGGGGCCCGGCAUGCUGUUCUGGCUAAUUGUCAUUUUGACUCAGUUGCCAACUCACCAGGAGCCAGUGAUGAUGCAGUCAGCUGUUCAGUGAUGCUGGAAGUCCUCCGUGUCUUGUCAACAUCUUCAGAAGUCUUACAUCAUGCUGUCAUAUUUCUCUUUAACGGUGCUGAAGAAAAUGUCUUGCAAGCCAGUCAUGGUUUCAUUACUCAGCACCCCUGGGCCAGCUUGAUUCGUGCAUUUAUUAACCUGGAGGCAGCAGGUGUAGGAGGGAAAGAACUUGUGUUCCAAACAGGUCCUGAAAAUCCUUGGUUGGUCCAAGCUUAUGUUUCAGCAGCUAAACACCCUUUUGCUUCUGUGGUGGCUCAGGAGGUUUUUCAGAGUGGAAUCAUUCCCUCAGAUACCGACUUCCGUAUCUAUAGGGAUUUUGGGAACAUUCCAGGAAUAGACUUAGCUUUUAUUGAGAACGGAUACAUUUAUCACACCAAGUAUGACACAGCAGACAGAAUUCUCACAGAUUCCAUUCAGAGAGCAGGUGACAACAUUUUAGCAGUUCUUAAAUAUUUGGCAACAUCUGAUAUAUUGACUGCUGCUGCUGACUAUCGACAUGGAAACAUGGUCUUCUUUGAUGUGCUCGGCCUGUUCGUCAUCGCCUACCCAUCUCGUGUUGGCUCGAUAAUUAACUGCAUGGUGGUAAUGGCUGUUGUUUUGUACCUGGGCAAAAAAUUGUUGCAGCCCAAACAUAAAACUGCUAAUUACACAAAGGACUUCUUCUGUGGACUUGGCAUCACUCUGAUAAGCUGGUUCACUAGCCUGGUUACCGUUCUCAUUAUAGCAGUGUUCAUUUCUCUCAUUGGACAGUCUCUGUCAUGGUACAACCACUUCUAUGUCUCCGUUUGUUUAUAUGGAACUGCAGCUGUAGCCAAAAUAAUAUUUAUUCAUACCCUCGCAAAAAAACUUUAUUAUGUGAAUGCCAGUGACCAGUAUCUGGGAGACAUAUUUUUUGACAUCUCGCUGUGUGUGCAUUGUGGUUUCCUUACAGCUCUCACUUACCGAGGACUUUGCUCAGCAUUUAUUAGUGCUGUUUGGGUGGCAUUUCCAUUGCUCACAAAGCUUUGCGUGCACAAGGACUUUAAGCAGCAUGGUGCCCGAGGAAAAUUUGUUGCCUUUUACCUUUUGGGGAUGUUUAUUCCUUACCUAUAUGCAUUUUACCUCAUCUGGGCCGUAUUUGAGAUGUUUACCCCUAUCCUUGGGAGGAGUGGUUCGGAAAUUCCACCGGAUGUUGUGCUGGCUUCCAUUUUGGCUGGUUGUACCAUGAUUCUCUCUUCCUAUUUUAUUAACUUCAUUUACCUUGCCAAAAGCACCAAAAAAACCAUGUUAACUUUAACUUUGGUAUGUACGGUCACAUUCCUCCUCGUCUGCAGUGGGACUUUUUUCCCGUACAGCUCUAAUCCUGCCAGUCCGAAGCCAAAGAGGGUGUUUCUUCAGCAUGUGACUAGAACAUUUCAUGACUUGGAUGGAAAUGUAGUUAAACGGGACUCUGGAAUAUGGAUCAAUGGGUUUGAUUAUACCGGAAUAUCUCACAUAACACCUCACAUUCCUGAGAUCAACGAUACGAUCCGAGCUCACUGUGAGGAGGAUGCACCCCUCUGCGGCUUCCCUUGGUAUCUUCCAGUGCACUUUCUCAUCAGGAAAAACUGGUAUCUUCCUGCCCCAGAAGUUUCUCCAAGAGAUCCUGCUCAUUUCAGACUUGUAUCCAAAGAACAGACACCCUGGGAUUCUAUAAAGCUGACCUUUGAGGCAACAGGACCAAGCCAUAUGUCAUUCUAUGUUCGAACCCACAAAGGGUCAACACUUUCUCAGUGGUCUUUUGGCAACGGCACCCCUGUCACAAGUAAAGGAGGGGACUACUUUGUAUUUUACUCGCAUGGACUCCAGGCCUCUGCAUGGCAGUUCUGGAUAGAAGUACAGGUGUUGGAAGAACAACCUGAAAGAAUGGUCACCGUGGCCAUUGCUGCCCACUAUUUUUCUGGGGAAGACAAGAGAUCCUCCCGGCUGGAUACCCUGAAAGAGAAGUUCCCAGAUUGGACAUUUCCCUCUGCCUGGGUAAUGAAACUGUGCAUCUAAACUUCACAGAAAUUCAUGACCUACUUGGUAAAUAUUGAGCUUCAGUGUAUUUAGUAGUCUUAAUCUUCUCCACUGGAGGUCACCGAAGUGCUAGUGAAGAAGGAUGUUCUUUCACUGGGGAAUAGGAGGACAGGAAGAAGAAAUUCUUUGAGCCAGAGUGACCUCCACAGAAGGGCACUGCCACUCUCAGAGCAUGCAACUGAGCAUUGCAUGACCUCUGUGCAAGCUGUUUUGCUUUCUGAGUGAAUUCCCUUCAAACAGUUCAGUACAAAGGUAAAGCAGCUGAACAACUUCUAUUCCUAAUACACUUUUGCCUUAAGAGCCAAAGCCAAAUUUAUGCCCCUGAAUGUGUUUUUUAUACUACUUGAUGCUACUGUCUUACUUGAUUUCUAAGACUAUAACAUGAUAGUGCUUUUCUCUUAAGUAAGUUUGGCCCUUGCAGUGACAAAGUGGGAUCUAUCCCAGGAAUGCAACAUUGGUUAAACAUCUGAAAAAUCAAUGUAAUACACCAUGUUAAUUAAUGACCAUAUGAAGCCAAAAAAAUUUUUGACAAAGGCUGACACUUUUUCAUGAUAAAAGCACUCAACAGAAGGGAACUGUCUCCACUUGACAAAGCUCAUCUAUGAAACAAAGAAGGCUUUCUAAGAUCAGAAAGACAACAAGAAUGUCCAUGGUUCACUCCAAUAGAGUAUAGUAUUUAACACUAUUAUUAGAAGCUCUAGCUGGAGCAGUUUGGCAAGAAACAUCCAGACUAGAAAGGCAGAGAAAAUAACCUCUAGGUGCAGAUGACAUGAUCCUCCACAUGAGAGAAUCCUAAGGAAUCCAUUAAAAAAACCUUAUUAGUUAAUAACAAAUGAGUAGAGCAAUAGUGUAGGAGCCAAUAUCAAUAUACAACAGUUACAUUUCUAGAUAGCCUAUUUGCCAUAGCAUUAAGAAAAAUACUUAGGAAGCUUAAUAAUAGUACAAGAUUAUGCACAUAACCAAAAAGACAUCCAGUGUUCAUAGAUUUGGAAGGCUUCAUAUUAAGAUGAAAAUACUCUCCCAAUUGAUCUACAGGUUGAAUGAACAUAACCCAUCAAAAUCCUGCUUCCUUGUGUGUGUGCACACACAGAUAAUGACAAGCUGAUACCUAAAAUUCAUAGGGAAACUCAAGAGACCCAGAAUAGCAUCAAAACAGUCUUGAAAAAGCAAAUGACUCACACUUUUAAAACUGCCUGUAAAGUAACAGUAAUCAACAUAGUGUGGUACUGGAAUUAAGAACAGGCAUAUAGAUCAAUGUAAUAUAAUUAACAGUCCAGAAAUAGACCUACACAUUUAUAGUCCAUGGAUUUUCAAAAUUCAGUGGGGAAAAAAAAUGUGCAGGGACAACUGACUGACUACCCACAUACAAAAAAACAAAGACCUUACAACUUCAUUAUAUACAAAAAUUAAAUCAAAAUGGAUCAAGGGCGUUAACAUAGGAGAUAAAAGCAUAUCUUAAUAUGGACAUAAAUCUUCGUAACUUGGAUUAGACGGUUUCUUAGAUCCAAAAGCAUAAGCAGCCAAUGAAAAGAUUGAAGCGUGAAAGUAUUUCAUUUGGGUAAAUACAAAGGACAGAAUCAUGAAAGUGAAAAGAUAAGCCUUUAGAAUGAUAAAGUAUUUGCAAGUCAUUUAUCUGAUUAAGGUCUAAUAUCCAGAAUAUAUAAAGGACUUCUGCAAACCAACAAAAAGACGAUCCAAUUGUGAAAUGGGCAAAGGAUGUAAAUAGGCAAUUUCUCCAAAGACACACAAAAGACAUUGGCUAUAGGGAAAUACAAAUCUAAACAUGAGAUACCACUUCAUAACUGCCUCAUAUGGCUAUAAUCCAAAAUAGCCAAUAACAAGUAUUGAUGGCAGAUACUGGAAGCUGUCUCCACUGCUAGCAGAAAUGUAAAAGAAACGGCACAGCACAGGCACUCUGGAAUAGUUAUUAGGGAUUUCCUCAAAAAAUUAACCAUUAUGACCUAGCACUGACAUUCUUAGAGAACUUAAGACAGAAGCUUUAAUGUGACUGUUCAUGGUAGCAUUGUUCAUGACAUUCAAAAAGUGGAAACCACCCAGAUGUUCCUUAACUGAUAAGUGGAUAAACAAAUGUAUAUAUCCAUAACAUUUCAGAAUAUCAUUCAGCCUUAUAAGGGAAUCAAGUACUGAUAAUAUGAAGCUGAACCUUGAAGAUUUCAUGCUAAGGCAAAGCAAGACGGAAACAGUUGUGCUGUACUAUGUGAUUCUACUUAUAUGAAGUAUCCAGAAUAGGCAAUUCCCCAGGGAACAAAAACAAAUUUAUGUCAAUAGGAAAAAGGAAAAAAUCUUUGUUGUUGUUGUUGUUGCCCUUUCAUCCUCCUUGGUAACCACCAGUCACUUUUCAGUGUCUAUGAGUCUGUUUUGUUCCUUCUGUUUUGCUUUUACAUUCCACAAAUAAGUGAAAUCAUAUGAUAUUUAUCUUUCUCUGGCUUAUUUAUUUCACUGGGCAUACUACUGUCUAGAUCCAUCCAUGUUGUUGCAAAUGGCAGGCCUUUUUAUUUUUUUUGGCUGAAUAAUAUUCCAUUGUGUAUACGGACCACAUCUUCUUUAUCCAUUCAUCUGUUGAUGGACACUUAGGUUGCUUUCAUCAAAAUCAUUUUUAAGUCCACCUAUUUUGAUGGUUAAGUCUCCUCUAUAGUUACACACACAGUUUUGUUGAUGAAAAUCAAAUAGGACAUAAUUUUUAUAUUUUGAAUAUUUUCCAAGUCAUUAUCAUGGAUUGUCUCUUCCAGUCUUCUCUUCUCCAGCAGCUAGGAUGCUGCCAACUCUUGAUGCCCCUAUUCUAAAUAAUUCUGCAUAUAAAUUUUAAAUCUGUAUGGGUUCCAGCUAUUUCAUAAGGAAAAUUCUAAGAGGCAGAAUUAUCUAAUGAAAAGAAUUUCUUUGGUUGUUAGUACAUAUACUUCUUGCUGUUAACCUGAGACGAUGAAUAAACAAAAGUUCAGGUAAUGGUUUUAUUACCUUUUACCAAGUAAAAAAAUCCAGAAAAUGUAUAUUACAGACAUAGCAGCAACUUUUUAAUUACAAGCAAAGAUGGACUCUACCUCCAAAUGACUUCUUGUUUUGGUAUCAGCAAGUAAUUUAAACUUAAAAAUAGUCAUACUGAAUACUUAAAUUCAUUGGCUAAAAUUAUGGCUUAAACAGUUGAUAUGUGAACCAAACAAGGCUAAAUAAAAUACGAAUUUUUAAAUGUAUAUACAAAUUACCACAGAGAAUUUUCUGUAAACCUACCAAUUUUUUUUAUCUUGGGCACCAUUUCCAUUAGUUGAAAGACAAGUAUUUUUUGGGAGAAAAGAUUCAUUCGUGGUAUUAACCACAGGAAUACAGUCAACUUCUUGGUGACCUGCUUUUAAGAAUGCAAGAUGAACCCAGCAGAAUGUCAGGAUAUUUGAAAAGAUCACAGCUGUUUAUGGUGGUAAAUAUUUUAUUGACUGAAUAUUCACACCAAACACAAAAAUAAUGCUAGUAGUUCUCCCCCUGGACUAGGACAGGAGAAGAAAUGUCAGUUUAGUUUCUUGCUGGGCUGCAUGUA